UCCAUAGAAGCUGUGAUAUGCUACUCCACUACGCACGCCGCUUGGUUCGCACAGCCUUCUUCUCUGUCCCGCGAUUUCUCUCCAGCAAGGAUGUCGGCAUUUACACGCGUGAUUCGAGUGGGGAUCAAAGCGGAGAAUUGUCUGACGAGGUAUCGAGCAUUGAGAGCACAUUCAACUUCGAGCUCAUCAUCCGACGAAGAGUUUUCUCAGCUGGUGAAGUCAAACGGCGUUGGUGGGCAUCGAUUAGACACGUGCUUAUUGGAGAAGAUUCUAGAAGCUCGAGCCUUCCCACCUAAUCAAGCGAAGGCGAUAGCUUCUGUUGUUUUCGAAAUAUGGAACCACACCCUUGAAAAUCUGGAUGACACCUUUGUCAAACGAGAAGAAAUUGAGACGAUUGAGGAAUCCUUUCAAGAAAGGCUUAGAGAGAUAAAGAAUCAAUCCCAGGCUGAGCAGGAAUAUAAUUUUUCGAGGGAUUUCGAUAAAUUGGAGGAACUCAAUCAAAAUUUAGGUUCUACAUUUGCCAAAACGCGUCAAAAUUUGGAGGAUAUGAAGUCCGAAGUGAAGUUAGACGGGGACACGAAAUUGACUGAAGCAAGGCAUUAUCUGAUGAAACACUAUGCCAUUUUCACCAUCUCGGUAGCUGCUCUUUGCAUGGCUGCCGGGGUUCUACAGGCUAAUAUAUGUAUCAUAAACGUUGGGCCUACAACAUUAUAUGUAGUAUCUGGACGAGCGUAUAUUCCAACUUCAUUGAAGACUGGAGAGAGAAAUUUAACCUAUUUGUCCUUAAACGAAUCAUUUGAUGACUAUAAAGUUCCUGUGGAUAACCCAGCAACUUACACAACAAUCUGUACAAGAUCGUCGAAACUGUUGAUUCCUAAUGCUGUUGGGUUGGUUGUACUUUCACAAAGCAGAUUCUGCCAUAUCGUGAAUGGCAAUUCUUAAGUUUACUGUACAUAGAAACAUGCACUGUCCAAGGUCAUUCAUACGCUGCCCAGGAUCCACAUAUUAAACAUUAGAUGCACUUGAUUAUA
This is a messenger RNA of Syzygium oleosum, 1031 nucleotides long. RefSeq lists its product as uncharacterized. The record is from RefSeq and is a predicted model, not a curated record. NCBI's taxonomy places the organism in Eukaryota, Viridiplantae, Streptophyta, Magnoliopsida, Myrtales, Myrtaceae. The transcript has 6 exons. Gene Ontology annotation, cellular component: mitochondrion. Bases 91 to 942 code for a protein of 283 amino acids.